UAGUAUUUUUUUCUUGCAGUUUUUUUUGUAAGCGUAUGACGAAAUCCUAUAACUUCUACUCGUGAAUACAAGAUCUUGCUUUUGAUUCAUGGAUAAACCAGAGAAAAUAAAAAAGACCACUUCAAUCCCGACGCGAAUUCCGAGCGUCAAAACUCCAACCUCAAAGGCGUGUCAUAGUUCCUUGGCCGCCGAGGUGGGAGAGGAGGCAUGCGCAGCUGCGAGGCGGCGAAGAUGUACUAUGUCAGUUGAUCGUUCUCUUUUCAUCCGACCCCAUGAACGACCAUCGUCGCUGGCUCUGAAGUCCAAGAAAGCGUCUUCGUCUCUGGUAGUGUCUAUUGGUAGUCCUUCGUUAGCUCUGCCAUCUCGACCUUCGUCUCGCAUCCCUUUGUCCAAUGUGUCGUCUCCUCUAACACCAUCCCUCGAAUGGCAUUACUCUUCUACCGAAGAACAGUCAUCAAGCCGGUCUCCUGAAAAGCGGACACUUUCGUCGACGAGUGUCGAAUGGCUUCCUUUUCUCUUGUCAGAAGGAAAAUCGAGCUCGGAUUCUCCGGGGGUUGAUUGGCCGUCGACUACUUCUCAGUCGGGAGGAAGGGGAUCUUCGCAAGCGAUCUCAUCUGGCGAUGAGGUAGCUCCAACAAUUAAGUCUGUGGAGGAAAACCGUCAAUCAAUAGCUCCUGAAAGUUUAAAAAGCCCAAAUCUUACAGCAUUGCUCGAAAAACCUGUAAGUGUGGUACCUGAUGAGGUUUUAACAUCAAACGAACAAGAAGACGCUCCUCUAGAUCAUGAUGAAGUUGCCACUCAGCCGUCUUCCCAAGAUGCCAAAGAGUUGUUUCGUACUGUUGAAGAGAUUAGAUCCGAAUCGGAGUCGGAAGAAGGUGGUUCUAGACGCCAGUUGAAAGAGCGAGAUGAAACUGCGUUACGCCAAAGCAUAUUUCGCGCUCUCGUUUUACUUCCUAGUGCAGCCGCAUCAGUUGUUACUGGCAACAGGUCUUCGGAAAAUAUUUUACCGGCAGUUGAUUCUCCAAGGCUAGUCACCAUUCCAACAGAGUCAUCCGCCCCAAUUUCCAGCGAUUCUACUUCGCCUAGAGAUGGAGCUACGUCUUCUUCCCGAACUGAAAGUCCUCAUGUCAGCGACGUUGACCAGGUCUCAACACGGAGAGAGAAUGUGCAUCCAGCUUACGAAACUAUUCAUCCCAGCACCAGAGCUCCUUUCGCCGCAUCUUUUAUCGGUAGCAAAAGUAAAUUAAGGAGCUUAGUUGAUAUUUAUGUAGACAUGGCGGACGAAAAUCCUCCAGCCAAUUUGUGGGAAUUCUAUUUCAUGGUGAAAGAGUGUAGAUUGGAGAAAAUUGAACACUUCACACCUGAAGAAACUAGAGAUGUCCUCAUUCUCUUCAGCUUUUGUCUGCUCUACAAUCUGUUCAUGUUGAAAAGCAGAAAAGAGAUUCUCAUAUCGGACAAGGAAUUGUCAAAUAUGUCUAACCAUAUAUCUAAGAUCAACAAGCGUCUCUUUAAAUUCAGAAGAAGCCAAGCAAUUAAAGCAGAAGACCGUAAAAGGAAUAUUCGAAUUACUAGUUGCAUCAACGAGCUGUUAACGUUCUUAAAAGGUCGUCAGCCAUGUUAUGAUCACCUGAGAGAUGUGAUGACUCCGGAACUGACCAGAGACGAUGAAAAGCCUCAAAAAGGAUUCUUCUAUCACUCAGCUUUGUUCAGACAAUUUCCUCAAAACGACUUGUGUUUCUUGUACAAGCUGCACCGUAUAAUGUCAGAAAGCCGCUCCAUCAAUAAUAUUGUCGAACUCGGACUCAAGCUUAUCUUGAAUGAGAAAGGAAAGAAAAAAGUUGCAACAACAGAACCUGACGAUGACCCUUUUCAUUGUAUGACGUUUCAUGACCUCUCACGAGAAGUAAUCGAUAUUUAUCUACACGCCCUGCGCGCCUCGAUGUUGCUGAGUGUUGGCGAGGACCUUUUCCUGAGCGAUCAGUUAACGUUCGAGUCAAGAGAGCUUUGUCACGUUCUUGAUGUCGCGACUGAAGCAUUGGUCACCAACAUUUACGGUAAUGAAAAUUUUUUCUUCGCCGUCAUGAGGCGACACGAGACAAUUCGAAAUUUCUGCAUUAACGUCUUCAGUUUCAAACGCGAAAAUGUCUUUUCGAAUUCUCGACCAAUAUCUAACCUCUGGCAAAAGCUGUUGUCAUUCAGUUCCCCGAAUGAUCUGAAGCGGGCGGUUUUGAAUCAGCUCUGCUGUAUUUGCCAUAGUGAAAACGCGGUAGCUGAAAACGCUUUCACUAUUUUCGAUAACUGUGAACACAUUAUCUGCAACAACUGCCGGGAUUUCCUUAUAAGAGGCAAUGAGUGUCCGGCUUGCAAGGUGCACGUGACUUCCUACACCACCUUCUCGGCCUACAGGCGCUAUUAUCAUGCGCGUUUGCAACCAUCAAUGUACGAAAAAACAGCGAACAAUGUACUGCAGUUUCAAUUUAAGAGAAAAGAUGGUAAAACGGUGAAACCUGUUCGUCCUCGCAGGUACGAAGAUGAAAGAGCCGAGGAAGGCCUUAUUGGUAGAGUUCGUAUCGAUCCGCUACUGCGGCGAAAUUGGCAGGAGGCAGUGAGGUUGCCACGGCGCAUUGGACCCAGGACUCCUCCUGAGGGCUCUCAGUCGCCGCCUGAUGCCCGUCGAGGCUCUCAGUCGCCGCCCGCUGCCCGUCGAGAUUCUCAGUUGCCGCCCGCUGCCCGCCGAGAUUCUCAGUCGCCGCCCGCUGCCCGUCGAGGCUCUCAGUCGCCGCCAUCGCCGCCUGCUGCCCGUCGAGGCUCUCAGUCGCCGCCUGCUGCCCGUCGAGGCUCUCAGUCGCCGCCUGCUGCCCGUCGAGGCUCUCAGUCGCCACCUGCUGCCCGUCGGUCUACAUCUCCUUCAUGCCCCACAAGUCCCGCUCGUAAGAUCGAAAAAUUGUUGCCAGCCACACCUCCAAGUCGGCAAGCACUUAUCUCUUCUCUCGCCUCUCCUGCUCAUCGUCCUAAAGUCAAUUCAAAGCUGGAGCCACUGUCGGGUGCAAAAAUAAAAGUACUGUCGACGUUCGGUUUUUCUAGACGGAUAUCUCCUGUGUCCCGUAGACGCCGGAUAAGUAGAAUAGACGAAGAUGAAGAUGUGUCGUCACGCCGAACUCUGUCCGGGGAGUGGGUGCGGGUGCUGGAGCAGCGGGUGCGGAUGCAGGAGAGGGAGGUACUGGAGGAGCGGAUGCAGGUGCAGGAGGUACUGCUGAAGAGGGAGGUGCUGGAGGAGCGGGUGCAGGUGCAGGAGAGAGAGGAGCGGGUGCAGGAGGGGGAGGUGCUGGAGGAGCGGAUGCAGGUGCUGGAGGAGCAGGUCCAGAAGAGGAAGGUGCUGGAGGAGGGGAUGCAGGUGCUGGAGAGGGAGGGGCGGGUGCAGGAGAGGGAGGGGCGGGUGCAGGAGAGGGAGGGGCGGGUGCAGGAGAGGGAGGGGCGGGUGCAGGAGAGGGAGGGGCGGGUGCAGGAGAGGGAGGAGCGAAUGAUGGUGGCGCUGAAGGAGCAGGUGGAGGUCCAGUGGAGAAUCCAAAUGCGAACGUCUAUCUGGGCCCAUUACUCGACAUGCUCGAACCCGCGAACAGAGUAG
Molecule: messenger RNA, 3625 nt
Organism: Hyalella azteca
Lineage: Eukaryota; Metazoa; Arthropoda; Malacostraca; Amphipoda; Hyalellidae
Exons: 4
Coding region: 89-3625 (1178 amino acids)
Source: RefSeq, a predicted model, not a curated record